CCUAGUUCUGAGACAGACGCCAACAUGACUAUUCCAAGUCUGACUCUUUCUCCUGGUGAACCAGCAACCACAGCCUCGUUGGUCACCCAGUCCAGCGCAAAGACAAGCACAAGUUUUCCUGGCUCCACUGCUUUUCCUCAUUUUCCCGGGACCAUAGCCUCACCAUCCAUCCGGCCUGAGUCGGAGACUAGUGCAGCUCUUCCAAUUCAGACUGUUUCCCUCGGUCCGGCCGAAAUAACAUCCCUCACCACACCUGUGACCGAGACCAGCAGAGCUGAUCUAGGUCCAACUGUCUCACUUGGUGUCCCUGCAGAAACAGCCUCCCUCUCCACCCAUCCUGGCACACACAUCAGCACAACUAUUUCCACGUCAACUCUUUCCCCCAUUUUAGUGGCGACCACAGGCUUACUGGCCACCAGCCCUGCAUCAGAUGCCAGCACAGGUGUCCCAACGUUGACGGCUGGUGUUCUGGGGCCUGUCAGUACCCCUGCAACCACUGGCUCAGGCCCCAUCCCGGCAGAGACCACAGCCGCCUCCAGUACAUCAGCAGGAAGUCCCUUUGUCCCUGAGACCUCAACUGGGAUGUCCACCUUGACCUCUCUGAGUGUGACUUCAGAAACAACUGCAGUUCCUUUCUUGACGCCUUUUACUGUCAACAUCACCAUCACCAACCUGCAUUACACAGAGGACAUGGAAAACUCGGGCUCUGAGAUAUUCAGUGCCACUGAGAGAGACCUGCAGCACCUGCUCAGGACUCUGUUCAGAAACAGCAGUGUUGGUUCCCUCUAUGCUGGCUGCAGGCUGACCUUGCUCAGGGCUGAAAAGGACGGAACAAGCACCAGAAUGGACGCAGUCUGCACCUACCGCCCAGAUCCCACAGGCUUCAGGCUGGACAGAGAGCGGCUGUACUGGGAGCUAAGCCAGCAGACCUAUGGUGUCACGCGGCUGGGCCAUUACACCCUGGACAGGGACAGUCUCUGUGUCAACGGUUUUAACCAUCAGUACUGGAUCCCCACCACCAGCACUCCCCUGACUUCCACAGCCUCUUCAGGACUCCCUGCAUCUCUGCCUCCCACCUCCAGCUCUACAGCUGCAGGUGUGGGUCCCACCCCGGUGCCAUUCACCCUCAACUUCACCAUCACCAACCUGCUCUGCACCCCAGACAUGAGGCGCCCGGGCUCCUUGAAGUUCAACUCCACUGAGAGGGCCCUGAGUCGCCUGCUUGGUCCCUUGUUCAAGAACACCAGUAUUGGUCCUCUGUACUCUGGCUGCAGACUGACCUUGCUCAGGACUGAGAAGGGCGGAGCGGCAACUGGAGUGGACGUCGUCUGCACCUACCAUCCUGACCCCGUAGGCCCCAGGCUGAACAGAGAAGAACUAUACCAGGAGCUGAGUCAGCUGACCCACGGUGUCACGUGGCUGGGCACCUACAGCCUGGACAGAGACAGUCUCUAUGUCAAUGGUUAUAACCAUCGGUACUGGACCCCUACCACCAGCACUCCAGUGACUUCUACGUUCUCUCCAGAAUCUUCCACAACUCUGUCCCCCAUCCUCAGCUCUACAGGUGUGAGCCUGUCUCUGGUGCCCUUCACUCUCAACUUCACCAUCACCAGCCUGCACUACACAGAGGACAUGGGGCUCCCAGGAUCUGAGCUAUUCAAUGCGGUAGAGAGGACCUUGAAUCGUCUGCUCAAACCCUUGUUCCAGAACAGCAGCAUUGGGCCCCUCUAUUAUGGCUGCAGAUUGACCUUGCUCAGGUGA
This is a messenger RNA of Ailuropoda melanoleuca (giant panda), 1761 nucleotides long. RefSeq names its product mucin-16-like. NCBI's taxonomy places the organism in Eukaryota, Metazoa, Chordata, Mammalia, Carnivora, Ursidae. Bases 25 to 1761 code for a protein of 578 amino acids. The record is from RefSeq and is a predicted model, not a curated record. The transcript has 14 exons.